AGGCCCAAGAAGCACAGCCGGGGAAGGAAAAUGCGUUGUGGACCUCUGUGCCGAUUCCUGUGGCUUUGGCCCUAUCUGUCCUGUGUUGAAGCUGUGCCAAUCCGAAAAGUCCAGGAUGACACCAAAACCCUCAUCAAGACGAUUGUCGCCAGGAUCAAUGACAUUUCACACACGCAGUCUGUCUCCUCCAAACAGAGGGUCGCUGGUCUGGACUUCAUUCCUGGGCUCCAACCAGUCCUGAGUUUGUCCAGGAUGGACCAGACGUUGGCCAUCUACCAACAGAUCCUCAACAGUCUGCAUUCCAGAAAUGUGGUCCAAAUAUCUAAUGACCUGGAGAACCUCCGGGACCUUCUCCACCUGCUGGCCUCCUCCAAGAGCUGCCCCUUGCCCCGGGCCAGGGGCCUGGAGACCUUUGAGAGCCUGGGCGGCGUCCUGGAAGCCUCACUCUACUCCACAGAGGUGGUGGCUCUGAGCAGACUGCAGGCGGCCCUCCAGGACAUGCUUCGGCGGCUGGACCUCAGCCCUGGGUGCUGAGACCUCGAAGGCUUCUCUUCCCCAAGUCGAGGAGAGAACCUGGGCUCCCAGGUGUCUCCAGGAGAGAGACCGUAUGGGUGUCCUUUAUCCUGGCCCCUAGCCGUUUCUCUCUCACACCACAGAGCCACUCUUCCAAAGGCAUAAGCCUCCACGGCACAAAACCAAAGAUAAGAAUGCAGGAUUCCAUGCUCACCGGGAAGGGGGACCCACCUGGCAAACAGUGACCUGCAUCUGGGGUUCUCACAAAAGGCUUCCUUCCUGUGCCACCUCCCCCCUCACUGCAUGCUUCAGCGUGACCUGGGGUGAUGUCAGGAGGCACCCGCUGAGCCUUUGGACCAUCAAGCAAGGUUCUGUCUGAGAAUUCUGGGAGCACCAUGAAAGCUACAUCCACAUAGCUGCAAACUCCCAAGCAACACAUUAUUUAUUAUGCAUUUUAUUCUGGAUGGAUUUAAAGCAAAACAUCAGCCUUUCCAGGCUCUUUGGGGCCAGCCAGAGCUAGGAAUGCUAUUUCCAAUCCCAUCGGUGGGCCUGGCUGAGGCAAACCCAUUUCUAGUGACUUGAGGGCUCUCAAGUUAGUUCUUUGGUAACUGGCUAUGUUUCUACUGUGACGGAUGUUAAAUUACAGUGUUUGCAAUGGCAUUGCCCUGAGCGGAUCUCCAAGGACCAGGUUAUUUCAAAAAGAAGAUGAAUUUUGUCAUGUGUGAUAUAUAGAUGUGUAUACCUGGAGGUAGGAGAACGUGUUAGCAGGAAGGGGAAGGAUCCAGGAUGUAUUUUUUGAAUUACAUUUGUGCGAUGGGCUCUUCGAAUGGAGGGGGGUUCAUGUUCUCAUCUCUGCAACCACUUAGUGUGGUUUUAAUGAGAAUAACAAAGGAUAUGACUCCUUCAGCGGGGGUUGUGGGGUUUUGCCAGCCACCCAUGGGGGGGGCAGUGGCACUGACGACUGUUUACUGGGGCAGUUGUGAGCGCUGGCCUUCUCCAAUUGCUGGAGACAGGUCUUUCUUAUCAGGGAAUGAGGAUCCCUCACUGGAGGUGGUGAUCCCCAGAGCAGGGGUCCUUAGUAUGGGCCUUGGAAUGGUCUAGGGAUGAUCCCACACUGGAUUUGUAACAUGGAAGUACCCCUACUUGGGAUUUGCAUGCCAAAUUGUGGUUCUCAUCUGACUGGCUCACCCAAACAAGACCAUGUUUCCCUCUCAUUCGGGGUAGAUUUAUACUCCAGGGGGAAGUUCUAGGGCUUUAGCGAAUAGUCCCAAGACCUGGACUGGCACUGGUGAGUGCCGGGCCGCCAGGAAUGCCCUUCCCACCAGAGGUCACGUUUGGUGGGAUGAACAAGGAGGCUUGGGUUUUCCACCAUCCUGCCACUAUGAUGAGGCCAUCAUACUCUAGGUGGUGGAUCUGUUCAAGGAAAUUUGAAUCAAAGCUAUUAACUUUAAGACCGAGCACCUACUUUGUGCUCAGUCCUGAUUGGUGCUAUGGGCUAGAGAAGCUCACCAAGUAAACGUUAAAAUCCAGCCUUACCCUCAGGGACCUUGCAUUCCAGAUGGUAAAAAUGCCACACACCAGCAUGCAAAGGCUGGCCUCGCACCAUGGCAACUGAGCAGCUGAACCAGCGCACUCCUCAGCAGGCGGAAAUGCUGAACUGAGAGUGUCAGUGCUCAGGGGCCCACAGGCUAACCCUGCUCCCACUUCGUAGCAUUUUUGCUUUUCAGGGCACGGCAGCAUUUAUUACUGUGUAGCCACAUCCCUCUGAAGCAGCAGCAUAGCUGACAAUUUAAAAAUAAGAACUAAGAACAUACCUAAGACCAUAACGGCAGACAAGUAGCAGGGCCGAGACUAGAGUUCAGGACCUCUGACUCCCAGAGUGUCCCGGGAGCCAGGUAAUGCUCCCUGGAGGUGCAAAUAGGGUUGGGCAGGGGAGACCAGAAGUGCUUACAGGGAGAGAGGACUUGGAGGUGAUUUUGCAGGAGGUGAGGGAUGUGAAUUGCCUGAAUGGCGGAGGCUGUUUUGUUCAUGCUGAGACACCGGGGUGAAGGUAUGUGCAGUCAGUUAUAAAGAAAGGCUGCCAAAGGCAAGGCGGGAGGGAAAGUGACAUGUUGAAGAGGUCUUCAGUGGUCAAAGAAAUUUGAUAUCAGAAGGGUCAAGAAUCGAAAGUUCUAGAACGGAGAUUCAUGAGAUAGACAGAGUAAGACCCGUUCUGGAGAGUAUGACCUAGAUAAUCAUUACCACCCAGCCAGGCUGGGAUCUUUUAAGCCUUUCACUUACCCAAACCUGGCACCAUGGCUCAUUCUCAGAGUGUGAAAGUUCUAAAAUGUAAAUGAAUGUCUUUUUUUGUAACUUAAAAAAUUUUUUUUCUUGUUAAAAAAAAAAAAAGUCAAAUAAAUUAACUUUGCCCC
Molecule: messenger RNA, 2924 nt
Organism: Canis lupus familiaris (dog)
Lineage: Eukaryota; Metazoa; Chordata; Mammalia; Carnivora; Canidae
Gene: LEP
Product: leptin
Biological process (GO): response to insulin; lipid metabolic process; positive regulation of TOR signaling
Cellular component (GO): extracellular region
Molecular function (GO): peptide hormone receptor binding; hormone activity
Source: RefSeq, marked provisional